UAUUUUUUGCAUGCAUACACGCAUUUGCAACAACUCCAAGCCCGGAAGUGAACGUUCUUCUGAUAGGCCCUAUUAGUUUUCGAUAGAUUAACAGUCUAGUUUUUAGGGGUUUUUUUAUCAGGGAAAUCAGUGUUUUGCCUUGGUGUGUAUGGUGACAAGUGACACGACUCGUCAAUCUUGCUUGCUGUCAUCUUCAAGUAAAGUUCAGCUUUAUUCAACAAACUUGCCAACUCAAACAGACCCUUUCUUAAUUGAGUUUGAGUUGACUAUUUGACAGCAGUCAUCAUGGCACAACAAGCAAAGAAACCAGAGAAGGAUCCCAUCAAUAUUGUUCAUCAAAAUGCUAUCCUGUGUGAGACCAUUAAGAAGGAGAAUGAAUGCCAAAGAUUGUACACAAACUACAGUAUCAACCCUUUCAAAAAAAUGUACACACUGACAGGAAAACCCAACUCAUUACAUGACUCGGCAGAUGGAGAAGAAGAUGAUAAUUUCCUCAGGAUAAUCAAGAGAUCUUACCAGGAACCUGGAAAGAAGUUUGAAUUCCCACAAACAGAAGCACAGGAAGUAGGCUGGUACUACAAACCAUUGUUGCCUCAGGACCGUGGAGAUAAGAGGAUACAUUAUCCUAGGCAGAACUCUGAGAUCACCAAGUACAUGGAUGAAGCAUGGAAACAAAAAGAACAGCAAGAGAACCUACAGUGAUGUCGGGAUCAGUGGCAAUAUUCAACUAAAAAAAAAACUCAUUCAUGGUUUCAUGUGUACAGUAUCUUGCUUCCCACUCUACAUACAUUUGUUCUGUGCUAUAUUUAAUUUGACAGUGUUUUUAAUUUCCUUUUAAUUUGAAUAAACAAUCAUCAGUAACGUCCUUUGGUUUGGGAUGGUGGAAUGUAUUCCUGUAACACAAAGGUUAGCGAUUAAUCGUACGCUUGAUUUUCAAGAUUGAUUGUACAUUGUAGUCAAUGCAAUCAGUCAUAGAAAAAUGUUAUAUGAUCAUUGCUAAGCUUUGUGUUACGGGCUCCAGGUAUGCAUCCUUAAGUCUACUUUGACAGGAACAUCGACUAAGUGUCUAAUUUCGUGAUGUCCCUGUUAGGAUCAUGUCAGUAUGCAGUGGGGGUACUCUUGCCCUUCAGAAAAUUUCAAGACUAACUUUCAGAGUUCCACCAUAUGUGUCCAAAAGAUCCUUGAAAAAUACACUCAGAAUUAGAUCGAUUGCUUAAUCCUUGAUAAUGUGUACAAUCUUAAAUAUUUCAUAUGUUCUAAUAGCCCCUAUGGAUGACGACACUGUGUACACGGUCUCAUUCUCAGGGUGGUCAAAAUUUCAGAUGCUAGAAUAUGCUGUGGAGUUCCGGGUUGUACUGGGCUUCUGGCUACAUGCUGGCAUGAACAUUCCUGAAUAUAGUGUUCAUCUUUAUUUUAUUAUAUUCUCGUUGAUUGCAAAAGUUUUGGUGAACCCCCAAAAUACUGGUACGACACAUUAUCUGCUAGGGGUUUGGCUACACAUGGUUUACCUACAGAUUUAAACUGGUCAAGCCAGAGUACGAGCCAUUGGAAAGGGAAUAGGAAAUAUAUGUUUGCUGCUCAAAUGACUCGUGUAACUAUGCAACUUGGAAUAACUUGUUUAGAUGUCAUAAGUAACAAACACGGAAGUUAGUAUUAAAAUGAUAAUGUCUUCAUUUACUGAGGAACAGUAUUCACUAAAAUUAUGCAGAUAGGGGUACUUCUUGUUGCAAGGAGCUAUAAAUGUAUGUUGGUUUUUGGUGUCUUUAAAAUGAAUUGCAUCAUUUUUUAAAAUAAAUAAUAAUGUGAACAUUUGUAAUGUGCCGGUAUCAUGUAAAUGUAUACGACAGGAAAUGGUGAUUGUGUUUUCACAUGCCUUCCAAUGGCAAUGCUAAAUUGUUGAAACAUAGAUCUCGGCAUAGAUAACAAACAUCAUGACAAAAC
Lytechinus variegatus (green sea urchin) is the source of this 1941-nucleotide messenger RNA. RefSeq names its product protein FAM183B-like (gene fam183a). The coding region runs from base 286 to 702 and encodes 138 amino acids. The record is from RefSeq and is a predicted model, not a curated record. The transcript is spliced from 4 exons. Lineage: Eukaryota; Metazoa; Echinodermata; Echinoidea; Temnopleuroida; Toxopneustidae. Gene Ontology annotation, cellular component: ciliary base.